Messenger RNA from Neltuma alba, 894 nucleotides. Its product is annotated as putative SNAP25 homologous protein SNAP30. The record is from RefSeq and is a predicted model, not a curated record. Gene Ontology annotation, molecular function: SNAP receptor activity. Gene Ontology annotation, cellular component: SNARE complex; plasma membrane. Lineage: Eukaryota; Viridiplantae; Streptophyta; Magnoliopsida; Fabales; Fabaceae. The coding region runs from base 1 to 894 and encodes 297 amino acids. The transcript is spliced from 5 exons.
AUGUUUGGGUUUAGGAAAGCAGCCCCUCCAAAGGAGGAGAACCCCGCAGGCUCAGAAUCUUCCGCUCCUCCUGAGACAACCGUUAAACCAGAAAGAAGAACAACCUCAGAACCUGUCAUACCAGCACCAAAAUCCAAAGGAAACUACUUUGAUGACGACGAUGGCGAUGACGAUUGGGGAAGAGGAAGAAAGACUUCUGCCACUUCAUCAUCUUCCUCGGCUGCUGCUAAAAACAGGUACAAGAACAAUUUCCAGGACUCUGGGGGCCUAGAGAACCAGAGUGUCCAAGAGCUGGAAAACUAUGCUGUAUACAAGUCUGAAGAGACAACAAAGGAUGUUAAUAAUUGUCUGAGGAUAGCUGAGGACAUCAAAGGGGAUGCUACAAGGACCCUUGACAUGCUGCACCAACAGGGUGAGCAAAUCCACAGGACCCACAAUAUGAUUGUUGAGACCGAGAAGGAUUUAAGUCGGGGUGAAAAACUGCUGAACAAUCUUGGAGGCAUGUUCUCUAUGCCCUGGAAGCCAAAGAAGACCAGGGAGAUUAAAGGCCCCAUAAUUACACCAGACAAGCCAUCCAAGACAAAUGAUAAGCAGCAUAAGGAAGAGAGGGAAAAAUUAGGCCUAAAUGAUGGUAAAGGAAAGGCAGUUUCUAAAACACCUCCUUCUGAGCCAACAAAUGCAUAUCAGAAAAUUGAGAUGGAGAAGAACAAACAAGAUGGCGCACUUGAUGAUCUGAGUAAUAUCUUGGGCGAUUUAAAGGGUAUAGCAGUUGACAUGGGAACUGAACUUGACAGGCAAAACAAAGCACUUGAUCAUCUUAGUGAUGAUGUGGAUGAACUGAAUUCUCGAGUUAAGGGUGCCAACCAGCGUGCUCGUAAACUGCUAGCAAGUUAG